Molecule: messenger RNA, 1676 nt
Organism: Acanthoscelides obtectus
Lineage: Eukaryota; Metazoa; Arthropoda; Insecta; Coleoptera; Chrysomelidae
Source: the annotation of a GenBank genome assembly
GUGAAAUAAGGUGUAUUGUAUAUAUGUUCUGUGGAAAUAGGUUAGGAAAGGGUUUGAAAAUUUUUAGUUUGUAUUUUGAAAAUCAGCGAUGGAUAGUAACAUACCUUAUACUGACCGCUUCAAAGUUGGGGACAGAUUGGUGGUACAGUUGAAUACAAAUGAAAUAUUUGAAGGUGACUACUGUGGAGAAGGCAAUCAUUUCAUUGAUUUAACAAACAUCACGCAGCACAACAAUUCAAACAAGCUCAAAGGUACAUUGGUAAAAUGCUGUUUCUGAAAGCACCAUUAUAAGAGAAGUCCCAGAAUAACGUGACUUCAGGACACGCGUUCCGCUAUUUAAAAAUUUCAAUUUUUACAUGAACAGUUCCAAAGUUUAUUGGAGCUUUUAGUAGUACAAUGGUCAAGACUCAAGAGUGGAAAAAUGCUAUAAGGAAAUAUUUAAUGGCUUGCAGUGUUUAUCUAAUUAAUAUGAUGCACUGCCCUGUUGGUCAGUAUUCAGGUUGUUGGUGGAGGUGAAUGUACUAACUGUCACUUCUGUCAAUCUCUCAUCUGUAUAGAACUCAAAAACAUAAUGCCAUAAGUUGCUAUAAAAUAAAUGUUCAAAGCUGCUACCCUAUAGGCCUCUUAAUAUUUUCAAACUUAUUUUGUCCAGCACCCCUGAAGUUUUACUGUAGGUACAUACAGCUUCAGUCGUCGAGAAAUAGAUAGCAUUAAAUUAUUACAAUGCAAAUUCACUGAGAAAAUAUCAGACAAAUGGACUAUUCACCAUCCUGAAACUCACAAAAGAGUCAAGAUUGUAGAGGAGGAAUAUGGGAGAUUGAAAAUCAUGGCUCAUGAUUUUGUGUAUCUAGAACACGCUGACAGCGUCUAUUUUCAAGCUGUUAAGAAGCUAAGUGAAGCUGAGACAAUAGGUCUUACUUGUUUAGGUUUAGAAGACAGAACAAUUAGUAUACGUCUGUUCAUUCUUUGUACGUGGCAGCAGGUGUUUAUCUUGGAUAUGAUGAAUUUCAGGAACUGUUAUUUUCCCCCAGAAAUCAAAGAAAUUCUGGAAUCAACAUAUAUAUGCAAGGUAAUGCAUAAAGCAGGACCGAUACUAGAUAAAUUGCUGAGGAAGUACAACGUUUUUGUCAGAAACGUAUUUGAUACCCAAGUCGUGGACCUCAUUAUUGAGAAAAACAAAACGGGUACAUGUCCUGAAAAAUCUCGGAACUUAUCAGAAUGUUUGGUCCAUCAUCUGAACUUUCCAGACACAUUUCUGAAGGGCGCUGUAGAAACACCAGCAAAAAAAUGGUUAGAAAAGCCGUUAACUUUAAAACGAAGAGUCUAUGCAGCCCAGCUAGUUACGUAUCUAAUUAUUCUCAAGGAAGAAAUGCAGAAGACGCUACUGUCAGAAGUAUACAGAUGUAUAGAUAAUAUACAUGUCUAUUUUGGAUCUUUGAACAACAAAGAAUUUGCAGAUCAAACCUAUGGAAACGAUGUCACUAAGAAAAUGGACUCGCUUAUCCCAUUAUUGAGCCAUCACUUCAUUCGGAAAGAAAGCAAAAAAGAAAGAAAACAAAAUGAUAUCUAGUAGUUUGAAAGCAGAAAUUAAAAAAUUGUAUGCCUAAAGAUACAAAAAUGUUGAACUAUAAUAAAUCUUUUAUUUUGUAUACCUUUGUACUAGUAUCAGUCAAGUA